Messenger RNA from Gryllus bimaculatus (two-spotted cricket), 5258 nucleotides. The record is from the annotation of a GenBank genome assembly. Lineage: Eukaryota; Metazoa; Arthropoda; Insecta; Orthoptera; Gryllidae.
AGACUGCGUCAUUUUCAAGACAGAACGCAGUGGAUCAUCUCCGAGGUCUGUAUGAAGCUUGCUCCUUUCCUUUCUGAGUGACUGAAACCUAAACUCUUUGGCCCUAAUGGAACAAUUAGUUGCUGAAGUGCCGGUUAAUUGUCAAGAUUUUGUUUAAAUAGAAGUCGGAUAGUACAUCCGACGAUUUGUUUGCACUAAGGGAAUUAUUUUCUUCAGUCUCAUCUAUAUUUGAGCAGCAGAAUGGCGAGUGUGUCGUAUCAAAUUGCCAAUUUAUUGGAGAAGAUGACCUCCAGUGAUAAAGAUUUCCGCUUCAUGGCCACCAAUGAUUUGAUGUCAGAGUUACAAAAAGAUAGUAUUAAACUCGAUGAUGAUUCUGAGAGAAAAGUUGUAAAAAUGCUUUUACGCCUUCUCGAAGAUAAAAAUGGAGAGGUGCAAAAUUUAGCUGUUAAAUGCUUAGGCCCAUUGGUCAACAAAGUAAAAGAAUAUCAAGUGGAAACAAUAGUGGAUGCACUGUGUGGAAACAUGGUUUCAGAGAAAGAACAGUUAAGAGAUAUAUCAAGCAUUGGAUUAAAAACUGUGAUUAGCGAGUUGCCCUUAGCAUCUAGUGCUUUGGCAGCAAAUGUAUGUAAGCGCAUCACAGGCCGACUAAGUAGUGCUAUAGAAAAGCAAGAAGAUGUUUCAGUUCAGCUUGAAGCUUUAGAUAUUCUUGCAGACCUUCUGUCAAGAUUUGGAGGGCUUUUGAUUAGUUUUCAUACCACUAUUUUAGCGGCAUUGCUACCUCAGCUGUCAUCACCUCGACAGGCAGUGAGAAAAAGGACAAUUGUAGCUCUGAGCCACUUGGUGAUGUCUUGUAAUCAUCAGUUGUAUGCAAAGCUAAUUAACUUUCUUUUGGAUGGCUUGUCACGUAACUCAAACACUUCAACAACUCGUACUUACAUUCAAUGCAUUGCAGCUAUUUGCCGGCAAGCUGGACACAGAUUUGGUGAACACAUUGAGAGAGUUAUGCCUUUAAUAGUUCAGUAUAGUCGUGAAGAAGAUGAUGAAUUGAGGGAGUAUUGUCUUCAAGCCUUUGAAGCAUUUGUUCAUCGUUGUCCAAAGGAAAUAACUCCACAUAUUAGUGCAAUUACAGAUUUGUGCCUACAAUACAUAACGUAUGAUCCAAAUUAUAACUACGAUGAUGAGGGAGAAGAAGGUGAAGACGGUGUCAUUAUGGAAACUGAAGAGGAAGUAGAUGAUGAUGAAAAUGAUGAGUAUUCAGAUGAUGAUGACAUGAGCUGGAAAGUCAGGAGAUCUGCUGCCAAGUGUAUGGAAGCUGUCAUAGCCACUAGGCAUGAACUUCUGGUUGAAUUUUACAAAACAGUAUCUCCUGCACUCAUUGCACGAUUCAAAGAACGCGAAGAAAAUGUUAAAAGUGAUAUCUUUCAUGCGUAUAUGGCUCUCCUGCGGCAGACUAGGCCAACAGUGGGUGUGAGUCUAGACCCUGACAGCAUGGAUCAGGAAGAAGGUCCCACUUGUAUGUUACAAGCUCAGGUGCCGGCUAUUGUUAAGGCUGUACAUCACCAAAUGAAAGAAAAGAGCAUAAAGACACGUCAAGAUUGUUUUGCAUUAUUAAAAGAAUUAGUCAUAGUUUUACCAGGAGCAUUAACUAACCAUAUACCAGCUCUGAUUCCUGGAAUCCAAUAUUCUUUGGGCGACAAAAAUUCUAGUAGCAAUAUGAAGAUAGAUACUCUGGCAUUUGUGCAUUGUCUGCUUACUUCUCAUGCACCUGAAGUAUUUCAUAGUCAUAUGGCUGUUUUGGUACCUCCAGUUCUUGCAGCUGUUGGUGACAGCUUCUACAAAAUAACAGCAGAAGCAUUAUUAGUUUUACAGCAACUUGUGAAAGUUAUUCGUCCACUGGAUACCCCCAGCAAUUUUGAUUUCACACCUUUCACUUUGGAACUGUACCACUGUACUUUGGUAAGACUCAAAGCAGCUGAUAUUGAUCAAGAAGUUAAGGAGAGAGCUAUUUCCUGUAUGGGCCAAAUUAUUUGCAAUCUGGGUGAUUAUUUGCAAGGUGAACUACAUACAUGCUUGCCCAUUUUUCUGGAUCGACUUAGGAAUGAAAUAACUCGAUUAACUACUGUUAAAGCACUCACUAAAGUAGCUGGUUCUCCUCUGCGAAUUGACCUCAGACCAAUAAUGGGAGAAGCCAUUCCUAUUCUGGGUUCAUUUCUUCGCAAGAAUCAAAGGGCUUUGAAACUGGGAACUCUAACUCUACUAGACACACUUGUUCGUAACUACAGCAAUUCAAUGAACCCAGAAUUACUCAAUAAGGUAAUUGUUGAGCUCUCACCAUUGCUGUCUGAGGCUGAUCUUCACAUAGCUCAGCUUACACUCACGCUUCUUACUUCCAUUGCGGAAUUGCAUCCUUCAGCUCUUGCUCGGGUGUCAGACGCGAUUCUGCCUGAAAUCCUCAUUUUAGCAAAAUCUCCUCUCCUGCAGGGAGCUGCCCUCAGUUCAAUGUUAGAGUUCUUCCAGGCGUUGGUGAAGGCUGGUCUCCCAGGUUUAGGUUACAGAGACCUCUUGGCGAUGCUGGUUGCCCCAGUGACACAGAGCAACAUGGCUUCUGGCACUGGCCCCAUGCCUGUUCUUCAUAAGCAGGCUUUCCACUCACUUGCAAAAUGUGUUGCUGCUUUAACAAUCACCUGGAGACAAGAGGCACUUGCAGUAGUAGAACAGUUUAUGCGUGACAUUCAGAAUCCUCGAAAUGAUUCACAACAUAUUUUUGCUUUGCUCAUUAUUGGUGAAAUAGGUCGUCACAUUGACUUGAGCAGUAUUACUAGUCUGAAACAAGUUAUUCUGAAUUCUUUCUCACCACCUUCAGAGGAAGUUAAAUCAGCUGCUUCAUAUACUUUAGGAAGUGUUGCUGUUGGAAAUUUGCCUCAAUAUUUACCAUUUGUCCUACAAGAAAUCGAAGCUCAACCAAAGAGACAGUACCUUCUUUUACACUCCUUAAAAGAAAUCAUUUCAUGUCAGUCUGGGUCUCCCGGUGGAGUUCAACUCCUGCAGCCUUUUGUUCCUGCCAUUUGGCAACAGCUGUUUUUACAUUGUGAAUGCAGUGAGGAAGGUACUCGCAAUGUUGUUGCGGAAUGUUUGGGCAAGUUGACACUUAUAGAUCCAGCUGCUUUACUGCCCCAACUCCAAGAGUCACUAAAUUCAGAAUCUGCUCUUAUGAGAACUACUGUUGUUACUGCUGUGAAGUUCACAAUUUCAGAUCAGCCUCAAGCAAUAGACCCUUUGCUAAGGCAAUGUAUUGGUCAGUUCCUAAGUACUUUACAGGAUCCUGACUUGAAUGUUCGGAGAGUGGCCUUGGUAGCUUUCAAUUCUGCUGCUCACAACAAGCCGAUGCUUGUUCGUGAUCUUCUAGAUACUGUUCUACCUCAGUUGUAUAGUGAAACCAAAGUUAGGAAAGAACUAAUUAGAGAAGUGGAAAUGGGUCCUUUUAAACAUACUGUGGAUGAUGGAUUAGACAUUCGCAAAGCAGCAUUUGAAUGCAUGUACACCUUGCUGGAUUCAUGCUUAGAUCGGUUGGACAUUUUUGAGUUCCUGAAUCAUGUAGAAAAUGGACUGAAAGACCAUUAUGACAUAAAAAUGUUAACAUACCUUAUGGUUGCCCGUCUUGCACAACUCAGCCCAACUGCAGUGCUGCAACGAUUGGAACGUUUAGUGGAUCCUCUUCGUAAUACUUGUACAAUGAAAGUGAAAGCAAAUUCUGUGAAGCAAGAAUAUGAGAAACAGGAUGAACUGAAGAGAUCUGCCAUGAGAGCUGUUGCAUCAUUACUAACAAUUCCUGAUGCAGACAAGAAUCCACAUCUAAGUGAAUUUGUAUCCCAGAUUAAGUCAACCCCUGAGCUGCAGCUGAUCUUUGAUUCGAUUCAAAAGGAUUCCACAGGGCCCUCCCAGGAUUCAGCCCUCAUGGACCUCAGCUGAGCAAUGGUGAAAAUUUCUGGGAGAUAUUAACAUUGCAGCAAUUCUCUCAGAUGCAGUAAUUGGUUCAAUUGCCAAUGACUUCUGGUUCCAUUUAACCACUGUGAGAGAAAUAACCCAAGACUAUUUUCAACAGUUGUGAUGAAAAUCUUACUGUGAAAGUUUGUAAAUGAAGUGAAAUUGAACUAUGUAAUAUAAAAGUACAUGCUUGAUUGUCUUUUUGUGUUAAUAGAUACCAUUAACAUUAUUUCUAAUACUCUUAAUUUUAUGUUGAGGCCUCAACCCAUUUUUGUGUCCAAAAAUAUUCUAGUGUCCUAGUGGACAGUGACUAUUUUGAUUUGCUACUCUUACAAUUUGGUGCAGUGUGAACCCACUUCAGUCUUAUUCUAGUGGCUCAUGCAAAUAUGUUUGUGGUUUUAAUGGAAUGAUUUGUGAAAUGUUCUUUGUACAUAUAAAUGAGAGAGUUGCCGGAAUGCUCAUUAAGUAGUAAACAUUUUUGUCUGUUGCUCAUGGGUUAAGUAUUGAAAUCGAUAUUUAUGUAUAAUGCCUUUGAGCCUCCAGUUGAGUGUUGUAUUCUUACUGUAUUGAUUGUAGCAUGUUUAAAUUUGAAAAUUUGUCGCUGUGUGGAAAAUUUGCAGGAACUGACUUUUUAUUUUUAGGGCUUUGAGCAGUUUGGUAAUUUGUAUACAAGUCUAUGAACUUGCAAGUUUUGCCUGAUACAGUAACAAAUAAAUUGGUACAUCACUUACUAUUGUAAUAUUGUUACAAAAAUUUUCUGAAGUGAAUGCCUCUCACGUAAAAAGAAAAAUAUUUCAUUGCCUUAAUUCUUUAAUUAUCUGCAUGCUAAAAUUCUUUUUUCACAGCUUAUUUGAAGAUAUCUUUUAAAUGCAUUCCCAUUUACACCAUUAUUUUGCGAUAUUUGAAAAUUUAUCAUUAAUAACUUGUGAUAAGAGAACACUUUCUUUUAUUUAAUAUCUAUCCUGCUCCUCUUUUCUUUUCUUUGAAAUUUCACAUUUUUAUAAUUUCAUGAAUCUGUUGUUUCUCCUCGUUAGGCUAUUUCAGAAAUAAAAUUCUCCUUUAAGUCACAAUCCUCCUUGUCUCUUGUCUAUGAAAUGUGGAAAUAAAAGGAUUGCUUAGAAUAUUCAGUGAAAUGUUAUAAGAAACAUUAAUAUAACAAAAAUCUUAGAUUAAUGAAAAUAUUUGAUAUUCCAAUCAAUUCACUUUUGGGUUAUAUGAUUUCACUGUAAUGAAAUUUGAACUAAUGUUACAAAUGAAGUUUCACCUUUUUGCCC